AUGCAAUUAGCACUAUUCUUGACCGUGGACUACCUGGACUUGACCGGUGACAUAUACCGACUCGGUCUCGUCAACAAAGCGCUGUACAACCUACCACAAGACCCUCUAUACAGACGACUCCUCCAACCCGGUAGCAGCCGUCACAAUGGCACCGUUCUGCAUGUCGCAGCGCACGAAAACCACUUACCCCUCGAUCAGCGUCUCGUCGGGCGAGGGGGAAGCCUCCAGAAACCCAACGACAUCGGCCGAAGUCCACUCCACUACGCCGUCGUCCGGAAACAUAAGGACAUCUGUCGCUGGUUAGCCACCACCGAUCCAGCGACCCUUGAACAGCGCAACGGGCAGGGUGCAACCCCGCUCCUGAUGGCUGCGGAAGCACGCGAAUGGGAUCUCUGUCGUGUGUUGAUUGACUGUGGCGCUGACGUUAAUGCUGCUGGGUCCAGUCACCGCUGGAUCUGUCUGCAUUACGCUGCGAGAGAAGGUCAGCGGGAAGUAGUCAGCUUAUCCUCAGCCAUGGAGGGGACUUGGGAGUAG
This is a messenger RNA of Aspergillus lentulus, 534 nucleotides long. The record is from RefSeq and is a predicted model, not a curated record. NCBI's taxonomy places the organism in Eukaryota, Fungi, Ascomycota, Eurotiomycetes, Eurotiales, Aspergillaceae.